AUGGAUAGGGUAAAGGAUUUAUCAUCAAAGAAAGCUGUGGUUAUAUUUACAAAGAGUUCAUGUUACAUGUGUCAUAGCAUCAAGCAACUUUUCUAUGAGCUUGGAGCAAGUCCUGCAGUAUAUGAACUGGACAAUGAUUCAUCAUAUGGUAAGGAAAUGGAAUGGGCUUUGAAGGGUAAUUUUGGAUGUAACCCUUCAGUUCCAGCAGUGUUUAUAGGUGGAAAAUUUGUAGGAUCUUCAAAAGAUGUUAUAUCUCUACAUGUUGAUGGAUCUCUCAAACAAAUGCUUAUGGAUGCAAAAGCCAUUUGGUUAUAA
Molecule: messenger RNA, 315 nt
Organism: Lathyrus sativus (Indian pea)
Lineage: Eukaryota; Viridiplantae; Streptophyta; Magnoliopsida; Fabales; Fabaceae
Source: the annotation of a GenBank genome assembly